GCAUGGCUCACACCGCAAAGGUUAACGGCUGUGCCUCAGAUAAAGCAGAUGACGUUUUGAAUAGAGACCGUGACAAAGAACAGAAAGACCCAUAUUUUGUGGAGACACCCUAUGGUUAUCAACUAGACUUAGAUUUCCUUAAAUACGUGGAUGACAUACAGAAGGGAAAUACCAUCAAGAAACUUAACAUCCAGAAGAGGCGGAAGCCAUCUGUGCCAUGCCCAGAACCCAGGGCCACACCUGGUGUAUGGACUUCCACCGAAUCCCUCUCAUCUUCCAACAGUGAUGACAACAAGCAGUGCCCCAACUUCCUUCUAACCAGAAGCCAAGUUACAUCAACUCCAGUCCCAAGGCCACCAGCCCCUCUGGAGACCUCACCCCCUUUUCUUACCACCCCAGAAAAUCGACAGCUGCCACCUCCCUCACCACAACUCCCAAAGCACAACCUUCAUGUAACCAAGACACUGAUGGAGACUCGAAGAAGACUGGAACAGGAGAGAGUCACCAUGCAGAUGACACCGGGCGAGUUCAGAAGGCCCAGGCUGGCCAGUUUUGGAGGCAUGGGCUCCACGAGCUCCCUCCCCUCCUUUGUGGGUUCUGGAAACCACAAUCCUGCCAUGCACCAGCUUCAGAAUGGAUUCCAUGGUAAUGGGGAUUAUGGUGGCUAUGCCCCGGCUGCUGCCACCACCUCCUCCAUGGGGAGCUCCAUCCGCCACAGUCCCCUGAGCUCGGGGAUCUCCACCCCAGUGACUAACGUGAGUCCCAUGCACCUGCAGCACAUCCGUGAGCAGAUGGCCAUUGCCCUGAAACGCCUGAAGGAGCUUGAGGAGCAAGUGCGAACCAUCCCUGUGCUCCAGGUGAAGAUCUCAGUCUUGCAAGAGGAGAAAAGGCAGUUGGCCUCCCAGCUGAAAAACCAAAGGGCUGCAUCCCAGAAUGAUAUCUGUGGCAUGAGGAAGCGGUCUUACAGUGCAGGGAGUGCUUCCCAGCUGGAACCGCCCUCCCGGGCCCGGAGAAGCAGCAGGGAAUUGUACAUUGACUACGACGAAGAGGAGAUUGAGAGUGUAGAGCAGAGCACGCAGAGGAUAAAGGAGUUCCGACAGCUCACGGCGGACAUGCAGGCCCUGGAGCAGAAGAUCCAGGACAGCAGCUGUGAGGCCUCCUCAGAGCUCAGGGAGAAUGGAGAGUGCCGGUCUGUGGCUGUGGGUGCUGAGGAGGACAUAAAUGACAUUGUUGUAUACCACAGAAGUUCCAGGUCCUGUAAGGAUGCAGCCGUGGGGACAGUCAUUGAAACGAGGAAUUACGGGGUCAGUGUGACAGAGGCCAUGCUUGGAGUGACUACUGAGGCUGACAAAGAAAUUGAGCUGCAACAGCAGACCAUAGAAGCUUUAAAGGAAAAGAUCUACCGCCUAGAAGUACAGCUUAAAGAAACCACACACGACCGGGAGAUGACUAAAUUAAAACAAGAACUUCAGGCUGCUGGAUCGAGGAAAAAAGUUGACAAAGCCAUGAUGGCCCAGCCGCUUGUUUUCAGCAAGCUGGUGGAGGCAGUGGUGCAGACCCAAGACCAAAUGGUUGGCAGUCACACGGAUGUGGUGGACAUGUGUGUUGGGACCUCUGUGCAAACAAAUAGUGUAGGCAUCUCCUGCCAGCCUCAAUGUAAGGAAAAAAUCUCGGGGCCCGAGCUGCCCAUGAAUUGGUGGAUUGUUAAGGAGAGGGUAGAAAUGCAUGACCGUUGUACUGGGAGGUCUGUGGACUCGUGUGACAAGAGUGUGGGUGUGGAAGUCAGCGUCUGUGAAACAGGCAGCAACACAGAGGAGUCUGUGAAUGACCUGACACUCCUCAAGACAAACUUGAAUCUCAAAGAAGUGCGAUCUAUUGGUUGUGGAGAUUGCUCUGUUGACGUGACUGUCUGCUCUCCAAAGGAGUGUACCUCCCGGAGCAUGAACACUGAGGCUGUUGGCCAAGUGGAAGCUGCUGUCAUGGCAGUGCCUCAUACCACAAGCCAGCACACCAGUAUGGUUUUGGAACAGAUGAACCAGUCCACCAACACUGAGAUGGCCACCCUUGUAGAAUCCUGCACCAACACUUCCCUAAGCACUCUGGACAAGCAGACCAGCACCCAGACAGUGGAGAUGCGGACGGUGGCUGUAGGAGAAGGUCGCGUCAAGGAUGUCAACUCCUCCACCAAGAUGCGGUCCAUUGGUGUUGGAACAUUGCUUACUGGCAAUGCUGGGUUUGACAGGCCAUCAGCUGUGAAGACCAAAGAGUCAGGCGUGGGGCAGAUAAAUAUUAACGACAACUAUCUGGUUGGUCUGAAAAUGAGGACCAUAGCUUGUGGGCCUCCACAGUUGGCUGUGGAGCUGGCAGCCAGCAAGAGGAGUGUGGGUGUUGGGGACCAGCCUGUAGGGGAGUUCCUGGAGAACCCCCAGCCCGAGGCUCCAUCUGGGAUGAUGACUGGCUUGGAUCACUACAUUGAACGUAUCCAGAAACUGUUGGCAGAGCAGCAAACACUGCUAGCUGAGAACUAUAGUGAACUGGCAGAAGCUUUUGGGGAGCCUCACUCCCAGAUUGGCUCCCUCAAUUCACAGCUCAUCAGCACCCUGUCAUCCAUCAACUCUGUCAUGAAGUCUGCAAGUGCCGAAGAGCUGAGGAACCCUGACCUCCAGAAAACCAGUCUGGGUAAAAUCACAGGAAGUAAUUUGGAAUAUACCUGUAAAUGUGGAAGCCUUCAGUCAAGAGGACCAUUAAGCACCCAGAGAUCCCCGCCUGAGCAAGAGGCGGGGACCACGGAUGGAGAGGCCCUCAGCAGCCAGGACGCCUUCCCCGCCCAGGAGUGUGCGCUGUCUCCAGUGAACCUGACAGAUGACCAGAUAGCCGCUGGCCUCUAUGUAUGUACAAAUAAUGAAAGUACGCUGAAGUCCAUCAUGAAGAAGAAAGAUGGUAACAAAGAUUCAAAUGGCACGAAAAAGAAUCUUCAGUUUGUUGGCAUUAAUGGAGGGUAUGAAACAACUUCAAGUGAUGAUUCCAGCUCAGAUGAAAGCUCUUCUUCCGAGUCAGAUGAUGAGUGUGAUGUCAUUGAAUAUCCUCCUGAAGAAGAGGAGGAGGAAGAAGAGGAUGAAGACACUCGGGGAAUGGCAGAAGGGCACCAUGCAGUUAAUAUUGAAGGUUUCAAGUCUGCCAGGGUGGAAGAUGAAAUGCAGGUUCAAGAAUGUGAACCUGAGAAGGUGGAGAUCAGAGAGAGGUAUGAGUUAAGUGAAAAGAUGUUGUCUGCAUGCAACUUACUGAAAAAUAAUAUAAAUGACCCCAAAGCUUUGACCAGCAAAGAUAUGAGAUUCUGUCUGAACACCCUCCAGCACGAGUGGUUCCGCGUGUCCAGUCAGAAAUCAGCUAUUCCAGCCAUGGUGGGGGACUACAUAGCUGCUUUUGAGGCCAUCUCCCCAGACGUCCUCCGCUACGUCAUCAACAUGGCUGAUGGCAACGGCAACACGGCCCUCCACUACAGUGUGUCCCACUCCAACUUUGAGAUUGUGAAGCUGCUUUUGGACGCUGAUGUGUGUAACGUGGAUCACCAGAACAAGGCGGGAUAUACCCCCAUCAUGCUGGCGGCCCUUGCCGCCGUGGAAGCAGAAAAGGACAUGCAGGUUGUGGAAGAACUCUUUGGCUGUGGGGACGUGAAUGCCAAAGCCAGUCAGGCGGGGCAGACGGCCCUCAUGCUGGCAGUCAGUCACGGGCGGAUAGACAUGGUGAAGGGCCUGCUGGCCUGUGGGGCCGACGUCAACAUCCAGGACGACGAGGGCUCCACAGCCCUCAUGUGUGCCAGCGAGCACGGGCACGUGGAGAUCGUGAAGCUGCUGCUGGCCCAGCCAGGCUGCAACGGCCACCUGGAGGACAAUGAUGGCAGCACCGCGCUCUCAAUAGCCCUGGAAGCAGGACACAAGGACAUCGCUGUUCUCCUCUAUGCCCACGUCAACUUCGCAAAAGCCCAGUCUCCGGGCACGCCUAGGCUUGGAAGGAAGACAUCUCCUGGUCCCACCCACCGAGGUUCAUUUGAUUGAUUACAUGCAAAUUGCUCUCCAUUUACACGCCACCAUUAAGCUGCUAAUUGUUCCUGUUGGGGUGACAGAUACUGAAUGUAUACGUGUUGUGCCUGAGCGCACCAGCAAACAGAAGCAUAAAGCCAAGGGCUAAAGGCUGAAGCUUUCACAGUGCAGAGACUGCCAGCCUGGGCACGCAUGCUUCCUUUCUGGCCAUCAUCUCUCUGUGUAGGGCACACUUUAACCCAGUCUCUGUUGCUGUUGAGUCUCUGCUCCGUUAUGUACAGUUGUAGGAAAUUGUAACCUGACCUGAAUGGGCACCUUCUGUUCCUUCUCUCCACUCCCCCACCACCACCACCACUAAGAAGUGUCAGGUUCUCACUGACGUCAUGUUUUAAAAUUUUUCACAAAUAUUUAUAUUUACUAAAUGUGGAAUCAUUGGAAAUCUCUUCCAAAAUUCCAUCCCAAGGUGAUGUUCCUUUUGUCUGUAUUCUUUUAAAGUAAGGAAGUUGCGAUGACUGACUAUCAACAACUUAGGCCUGGGCUGGUAGUUUCUGAUUUAAAAAUAGAAGAUGGAAUUCUCAAAAAGUAUAGAACUUACAAAAGGAAGUAUUUUUAAUUGGUUUUAUCUAGGUGGAUGUAUUAUACGACUUUUUAUAUAAAAGGUGUCUAUAUGAAAUUGACACAGUAUUUUCAACUUUUAUAUUCUAUAGUAAUUAAAGACAUGAAGAACUAUAUGUAACAUUACCAUAUUUUUAUUAAUAAUGGCACAACCCUGUAUCUAUUGAUAAAGGUUCGAUUGUGUUAGAGGAAUUGGCUAUUAUUUGCCUCUAGAGAAACAUAGUGUAGUUCUUUGUAUUUAUGGAUUGAUUCCUUCAUACCAUGUCACAUUUACUUUGGUCCUAUAUGUAUUUAAAUGUUUGAAGUGCCUUAGACUCUUGCCAUAUCUCUAAAAUAAAAUUUCAUUAAGCUCU
Molecule: messenger RNA, 5008 nt
Organism: Propithecus coquereli (Coquerel's sifaka)
Lineage: Eukaryota; Metazoa; Chordata; Mammalia; Primates; Indriidae
Gene: KANK1
Product: KN motif and ankyrin repeat domains 1
Exons: 11
Coding region: 3-4055 (1350 amino acids)
Biological process (GO): negative regulation of actin filament polymerization
Cellular component (GO): cytoskeleton; cytoplasm
Molecular function (GO): protein binding
Source: RefSeq, a predicted model, not a curated record